This is a messenger RNA of Penicillium taxi, 2670 nucleotides long. RefSeq names its product putative GTPase activating protein (Evi5). The transcript is spliced from 4 exons. The record is from RefSeq and is a predicted model, not a curated record. Bases 1 to 2670 code for a protein of 889 amino acids. Lineage: Eukaryota; Fungi; Ascomycota; Eurotiomycetes; Eurotiales; Aspergillaceae.
AUGGAGACUCCUGAGACCCCCACAUCGCCUGAAAUGCCGCCUGCACCCCACGAUUCCAUGGUCACCGUCGCGUUAUCUGAUAUCCAGUCAAGUUCCGAACACACUCAACCAGACUGGCGCACACUCGAUAUUCCUCAAACACCUGUCCAAUCAAGCCAUGAAGUCGAGUCCCAUCGAAAUCAUACUACAUCUUUUGGUCCAGAGCCCCUCCAAGAUGCCGCGAGGACAACCCCUGUCCCGAUGGACUCUCCUCAGACCCCGACCAUCCCCGAAGAGGCUCACUCGGACGACGAUACACCCAGCCAGGUCAAUUGGGAGAAUCUGGAGAAAACAGAGUUAGAGGAACCUCGAAGCGAGGGCUCAGAUGAUUCAACAGCCCUACUUCUGGCUCGCCUAGAACAGGAGAAUAAUGCCCUGGCUAAGAACCCCAAAUCUGCCAUCCCUAAAAUUAAAAGACACCAACGACAGUCCCGCUCUGAGUCGCUCGUUCAAAUUAAGAGAUUGAUCCAAGAUCCCGCACGGCCAGAUCUGCGGUAUUCACAACUUGCACCACCACCGAUGACAGAGCUAGAGUUUUGGGCUGCUUUGGUCGCCGAUUACCAUCAGACGGCUCAACGCCUCCCGACUCUCACUUCAAACAAGAUCAGAGGGGGUGUACCUCCACCGCUUCGUGGUGUGGUAUGGCCCAGCUUAGCAGGUGCUCGUGAUCCCCAUCUCUUUGAUGAGUUCGAGCGACUUUCAGGCGAAAGCAGCCCGUAUGAUGGGCUGAUCGGAAAAGAUAUUGGUCGCAGCUUUCCCAAUGUGGAAAUGUUCAGAGACCCAAAUGGUGAGGGGCAGCGGAUGCUGGCCAGGGUAUUGAGAUGCUUCAGUUUGUAUGAUUCCAAGAUUGGCUAUUGUCAAGGACUUGGGUUUGUCGUGGGCCCAUUGCUCAUGCAUAUGUCGGAUGCUGAAGCUUUUGCCGUUCUCGUUCGGCUCAUGGACCAUUACAACCUUCGGAUGUGCUACCUGCCAGAUCUUUCAGGUCUUCACUUGCACGUUUACCAAUUCCAGAAUCUUCUGGCACGGCACCGGCCUGCUCUUUUCGAGCAUUUAGAAAUAUUGCAUGUCGAGCCAGUGUAUGUGUCACAGUGGUUCUUGUCGUUUUUUGCCGUGACCUGCCCACUGCCUAUGUUGCUUCGAGUGUACGACAUGAUUUUCCUCGAAGGAGCAUGCGAAACUCUGAUGCGUGUCGCCCUCUCCCUGAUGCAAAGAAACGAGAAGAAAAUCAUGGCUUUCACUGAGUUUGAGGAUGUGAUGCAAUUCCUCCUAUCACGAAGCGUUUGGGAUAUAUACGCUUUCAACGCGGAUGACCUCGUUAACGAUUUCUUCUCAUUAACUUCUCUUGUUACAAAGGAGAGUCUCCAGACACUGGAGGCUAAUUAUAAUCAGUCCCAGGGCGUACCUACUGGUAUUUCCUUCCCACAGAUGCAAGCGACCGCCUCUCGAUUCCUCGGACGUCUUUGGGCAGGGUCAAAUUCACACAACUCUGUUAAGUCACUUAGUCCGAACCCUAGCGUGUCGCGUCCAAAUAGCACAAUUCGACGCUCAACUUCAAAACAAAGCAUGACAUCAACCCUCAACUCUAUUGAAUCUUUAUCCGAUGCGAGUACUGCUCCCACAGAGCUGUCGCCUUCACCCAGCGUGGAGUCAAAAUCUCGCAUCAAAUCAAGCAUGUCUAGCAUGUCGAUUUCACAAAAGGACCGUGACAUGCAUACGCAGAUUGAAGAUCUACUGAUGGCAUUGACCGAUCUCCAACGCCAACACUCAGAUUUAACGCUGGAAUUACAACAGGAGCGCGAAGAGCGCGAAGAAGAUCACGCCGUGGCGAAAGAAAUGCUUUGCUCCCUUUUGGAACUCCCGGCUGACCUACAUCCCACGCAAACUAUCAUGAAGGCACAGACCAGAUUCUCAUCAAAUGAGCCAAAAGAAAUUACUAUUACUCAAACCAAGCAUCAGCUGUAUAGUGAUAUGACACGGUGGAAGCAUAUGUUCGAGGUCGAGUCAGGUCGAUGCGGUGACCUUACACGACGCAUGGACGAGUUCGAGCAAGAAAACUCGACUUUGAAAGAGCAACUCCGCGAGGCCCGUGGUCGCAUUCAAGACAACUUCCGCGAUCGAAUGCGACUCGAGCGAGCGAAUCAGGAGCUCCGCGCUUUCAGAUCCUCUACCUCGGAAUCUAGUUCUCCAUCCGACAGCUAUGGGUUUUCGACUGAAUCUAAUGAGGCCUCUCCCACCACCAAUGGCCUUCGCCAGCUCAGGCUGGUGCGCAGCAAUUCGGCAAAUACCCCUGUAUUCAGCAAGAGAUCAAGCAGCUUAGGCCUCCAGAGCGUGUUGUCAGCCGAGCAAAAUAGGCCAGCUCUUGAUGAGUCGCUACUCUUGGAGUUGGUUAACUCAAAGACUGCAGAGGCAGAGGCCAAACAAGAGCUAGAGGAAGUGAAGGGCAAGUUUGAAUCCCUCCGAAGAAUGGUCAGCUCCCAGUCUGUUGCGAAUCUCGAGCACCGCCUUUCCCUCACCAGCCUUUCUAAAUCUUCGACCGAGCCUGUCAAACUAGGACCCUCUGGCAAUAAUGCUGGAGGAUUCUUUAGUGGCUGGGGACGCAAAGCUGCAACGAUUAAUGAAUCUCCGCAAUAA